AUGGUUGAUAACGCGAGGAAAGCAUACUUCAUGGGGAUUCCCAUGAAGCACGUCUCCCUUGUCACCCUCACAUUUCAAAAUUCGGCGCUGAUAUUGAUCAUGCACUAUUCACGGAUUAUGCCUUCGUCUCCUGGUGGCCGAUACCUUACCUCUACCGCAGUCCUUAUGAAUGAAGUCAUCAAAUUUCUCAUCUGUUCUCUUGUCGCCCUUCAUGAUCAGUCCAACCGGGAUGGUCCGCAUACAAGCUGGUUCGCAACUGCUACAACCGUUUACAAUGAAGUGUUCAAAACCGAUAGUUGGAAACUUGCUAUCCCGGCGGCACUGUACACCUUGCAGAACAGUCUGCAAUAUGUGGCGGUCUCCAAUCUCGAUGCGGCAACUUUCCAGGUGACAUAUCAACUCAAAAUCCUUACCACAGCCUUGUUCAGCGUUAGCAUGCUUGGUCGUAAACUGUCUGCUCGGCGAUGGGUCUCUUUGGUCCUGUUAACCCUUGGGGUGGCUAUCGUCCAACUCCCGUCACCCGGCCCGGACGCAUCUGGUGAAGGGGCAAAAUCAACUUUGAAAGCUAUUCGUGAUCUUAUCGAGAAUAGGUCCGCUACCUACGACGGCAUUCACAAGGAUAACGAUCCAGCCUCGCAAAUGAAUCGAUCUCUUGGUCUAUCGGCAGUUAUCGUUGCGUGUACUAUCUCCGGAUUGGCUGGUGUCUACUUCGAAAAGGUCCUGAAAGGCAAUUCGGCGACUCUUUGGGUUCGGAACAUUCAGUUGUCCUUUUAUUCCUUAUUUCCGGCUUUCUUUAUUGGGGUUGCUUGGAAGGAUGGAGCUGAAAUUGCAAGACGGGGUUUCUUCGAUGGCUACAAUGGAGUUGUAUGGACAGCUAUUGGCUUCCAAGCGCUCGGAGGUAUCGUUGUCGCCUUGUGUGUCAACUAUGCCGACAAUAUCGCGAAGAAUUUCGCCACGAGUAUCAGUAUUAUAUUAAGCUGUGUCGCCAGUAUUUACUUUUUCGAUUUUCAACUUUCCAUGCAGUUCCUCAUUGGUUCCAUGGUCGUUCUCUUCGCGACCUACCUCUACUCCAGAACCGAUGACUCCAAACAACCAGUAUACGUCCCUUUAGAGAAAACGACGACGGAGCCAAUCUACCCUCCUCCGGAGCAGAAGCCGAGGCUUGAGAGAGUCGGUUCGUUGCGAAUGAAUCUUGCCCCUUCAACAGCCCUAGGUAUUUCUAGCCCGAUAUCUGAGCGCCCCCGGAGCCCCGCUUUGUUUGCCAAGUAUGCCGGAGAGAAACGAGAUGAUUAA
Molecule: messenger RNA, 1293 nt
Organism: Orbilia oligospora ATCC 24927
Lineage: Eukaryota; Fungi; Ascomycota; Orbiliomycetes; Orbiliales; Orbiliaceae
Exons: 4
Coding region: 1-1293 (430 amino acids)
Biological process (GO): pyrimidine nucleotide-sugar transmembrane transport
Cellular component (GO): Golgi membrane
Molecular function (GO): UDP-galactose transmembrane transporter activity
Source: RefSeq, a predicted model, not a curated record